CAGUCCCCACCGCAUCCGCUCCUUGUCUUCUGUCCGACCCCAAGUACCUCAGACAUCUCCUAAUUCCUGCGCUCGUCGACGUCGUCUCGCGCCCCGGCUGUCAUGGUGCUCAAGGUCACCACUACGACGCGAUACGCCCUGCUCGUGUUCCUCGCGAUAAUCGGGCUGCACUCCAUCCUCCGAAUCUCACACGAAGACUAUGGCCGCGCGACUUCUCUCGAGAACAUCGCUGCCCAGCUGUCCUGGGGCUCCACCGACCUGGACUCCGUUCCCGAUGAGUACUACAUGCCCGUUGAGACGACGCCCCCCGACACGCUCCUCUCCCGGCGGGCGAACGCGACGCUCCUCAUGCUCGCGCGCAACAGCGACGUGAACGACGCGGUGAAGAGCGUGCGUAGGUUGGAGGACCGGUUCAACAGGAAGUUUGGCUACCCGUGGCUCUUCUUGAAUGAGGAGCCGUUCUCAGAUGAGUUCAAGACGCGCAUCAGGAACGUGAUCCACGGCGAGGUCACCUUCGCCGAGAUCCCGCACGACCACUGGUACCAGCCCGACUGGAUCGACGAGGACCGCGCGCGCGCCGGGCGCGAGAAGAUGGUCGCGGACAACAUCAUCUACGGCGGGAGCGUGUCGUACCGCAACAUGUGCCGCUUCAACUCCGGUUUCUUCUUCCGGCACCCGCUCCUGCAGAACUACAAGUGGUACUGGCGGGUGGAGCCCGACGUGCACUUCCACUGCGACAUCAGCUUCGACCCGUUCCUGUACAUGGAGGACCACAACAAGACCUACGCGUUCACGAUCACGAUGUACGAGUUCGGCGCGACGAUCCCGACGCUCUGGGACGCGACCAAGGAGUUCGUCGACGCGCACCCGCAGUACGUCGCGCGGGACAACGCGAUGGGGUACAUGUCCGACGACGGCGGCAACAGCUACAACAACUGCCACUUCUGGAGCAACUUCGAGAUCGCGAGCAUGGACUUCUGGCGGAGCGAGGCGUACACGAAGUACUUCGAGCACCUCGACGCCAAAGGUGGCUUCUACUACGAGCGCUGGGGCGACGCGCCCGUGCACAGCAUCGCCGUCGCGCUCUUCCAGGACAAGAGCCAGAUCCAGUUCUUCGACGAGAUCGGCUACGAGCACAACCCGUACACGCACUGCCCGCGGAACCCAGACGCGUGGGCGCGCGGCAAGUGCGACUGCGAGCCCAAGCGCAGCUUCGACUACGACGGGUACUCGUGCAUGCGGCAGUGGGACCGGAUCUGGCAGUAGUCGCGACCGGGACCACCAACCUAUCUCGAUUCUCGAUCCCGCAUUUCUCUCCUGCACCGCCCAGCUCGACGCGAUCCCGGCACACGCUUCAAGCUUCAGAUCGACUCUGAGAACCAAACCAACAACGGCCACGAGUAUCAUAUGUAGCGCUUACCAUGUCACGUGUAUAUCUAGGCGUGCCCGUAGACCCCUGUGUCUGGCUUACGAUCUUGCUUCCGUCCACGACUUUGACCCUACGAGGCCGUAGCAUACUACUAGACGUUCGCUCAUGCAUAAUUUAUUGCCUGUGCUUCGAGUUCCUCACUUGGUGCUCGCGUGGGGAAGGAUCGAUCGUGAGAUGUAAUGAUGCC
Dichomitus squalens LYAD-421 SS1 is the source of this 1616-nucleotide messenger RNA. RefSeq names its product glycosyltransferase family 15 protein. Gene Ontology annotation, cellular component: Golgi apparatus; membrane. Lineage: Eukaryota; Fungi; Basidiomycota; Agaricomycetes; Polyporales; Polyporaceae. Gene Ontology annotation, biological process: protein N-linked glycosylation; cell wall mannoprotein biosynthetic process. Gene Ontology annotation, molecular function: alpha-1,2-mannosyltransferase activity. The record is from RefSeq and is a predicted model, not a curated record. Bases 103 to 1266 code for a protein of 387 amino acids. The transcript has 8 exons.